Molecule: messenger RNA, 960 nt
Organism: Penicillium daleae
Lineage: Eukaryota; Fungi; Ascomycota; Eurotiomycetes; Eurotiales; Aspergillaceae
Product: DUF3431 domain-containing protein
Exons: 4
Coding region: 1-960 (319 amino acids)
Source: RefSeq, a predicted model, not a curated record
AUGCAGAAACCGCGACUAUUGUUUUGGCUCACUCCUAGGAGGGCUAUAGUUGGUUGUAUACUGAUUUUUACCCUCCAAAUCUCUUAUUUCUUACAUCGCAGUUAUUUGCAACCUAGGCAAGGUACUCGUCGGCAUGAUAUCGUCAACCAACUUGUCGACCUGACCAACUCUUACACCUCGAAAUCCGCAAACGCCAGUGUUGGGCUUGUCCUUGCGUCGAUUCACACCGAUGACUUGACGUGGCUUCUGGAUUACUGUACCGAAAGUGUACCAUUUGUUUAUACGACCGAGCGAUCUCCCGAGUUUGGCCUGCUAGUCCCUCCAACGAUCCGUGGCCGUGAGGCUUCAGCCUAUCUUUCCUAUGUUAUUGAUUUCUACGACCAUCUCCCGGAAUACUCUAUCUUCGUCCACGCAUUUCCGGAGCAAUGGCACAAUGACCUUUUCGGACCUUAUACGCUUAACACGUUGAAAAAUAUCCGAUUCGAGUCCAUCGAUGCCUAUGGAUAUGUGAAUCUUCGGUGCCAGCACAAUCCAGGUUGUCCAACGGGCGUAUACCCGCUCAGUCCGAGCCAGGUCGACAUUGAAAAUCACGACAUUCGCGCAUAUUUUUCAGACGCUUACCAGCAAAUUUUCAGCGUUACCGCAGACAAAGUCCCCGAUGCUAUAGGAAAUGUAUGCUGCGGGCAAUUUGCCGUUAGCAGGGACAGAAUUAGAGCACGGCCCAAGGAAGACUACGAACGGAUUCUAGAUUGGAUUGCGACGACUAGCCUGACAAACGAUUUUGGCGUUGGCUGGGUCAUGGAAAAGCUUUGGCACAUCAUCUUCGGCAUGGAUGCAGUAUAUUGCCCUCGGUUCGAGCAAUGUCGGUGCGAUGUUUACGGAUGGUGCGGGCCUCUGCCAUCAGGAGAGUCACUGCAAGCAGUCACCAAGACAGCUCCCCGAGAAGGCCCUCUUACAUAG